AUGAUCACCCAUCCAUACGAGAGGAUAGGUGACAAUGCGCCAUCCAAUCCGGGUGGCAAAUGCCCGCCCCCGAUUGCUGUUUAUGACUUUGACCAUGUCAACCGAAGGCAUACUAGGGCACAAACAAGCGCUAGCUCAGACCAGACACAAUUUGCUACCUUGGAAAAUGAUUCUCAUGAGAAAACCAUGGAAAUGAAGGAAUCUGUGUCUCAGAGCAGCCCUAACGGUCGGUCUGACGACCUUAGCCAUGUGACUGACUCAAGCAACAAGCAGGCAUAUGAAUCAUCGCGUAUGAAUUGUGGUGAAUACAACCCAGUCCUUCAGAAUACGGAUCACGGGAAAGGUGAUGAUGACGGCAAUUCAGGAUGUCUUUCCUCUUUCCUUAGCUUAUUCAACGGUCGGAAGCGAAAGGCUGCGAAAGCAGCCCAAUUAAAGGAAGAACUCGAAAAGCGCCUAUGGUCAGAUCCAGGGCCAUUUCGCUUUAAACCAGGAGAGCUCUGUUCUCUGAUCGAUCCGGAAGACUUUUCGAAACUUGAGCGCAUGGGUGGUAUUGAUGGCUUACUGGAAGGCCUCAUGACCAGCUCUGAUAAUGGGAUAUGUAUUGACCCUGCUCCCAGCAGUGAUUCAUCUAUUGCAGAAACAGGUACGAUCGCACAACGUGUACAGGUUUAUGGUGCGAAUUUGUUGCCUGAACGCAAGUCGAAAAGUCUUCUUAUGCUGAUGUGGUUAGCACUCCAAGACAAGAUCCUUAUCUUAUUGAUUAUCGCAGCGAUUGUUUCCCUUGCAUUAGGAUUGUAUACUGAUUUCACACCACCACAAGAAAUGCAGCCCUGCGUCCAUCCAGAACCAGGUAAAAGAGAAUGCCCCGCACCACCGGUUGAUUGGGUUGAAGGCGUAGCCAUUCUGGUUGCUGUCAUCGUGGUGGAUUUGGUUGGAUCUUUAAACGACUGGCAGAAAGAACGGCAGUUUCGAGUGUUGGAUGCUAAGAAGGAAUCGCGCCCCAUUACUGUACAGCGAGAUGGUAAGAAGCAUUUGGUAGAUAUCCACGAUGUGGUGGUGGGUGAUGUCGUUUCCUUGGAUCCAGGUGAAAUUGUUGCUUUUGAUGGUGUCAUUCUGCGCUCGCACAACAUUAAAUGUGAUGAAUCAAGCGUCACAGGUGAGUCUGAUAUGAUCCAGAAGAUUUCAUAUCAAGAAUUUCUAAGUGAGAAGCGGCAUGGGUCGACAAAUCACAAAAGUGUGUUUAUGAUUUCUGGUUCCAAGGUUCUUGAAGGUGUGGGCGAUUUUGUUGUCACGGCUGUUGGUCCCUUGAGCAUGAAUGGCAAAUUAAUGAUGUCGCUGCGCGAUGAGCCCGAAGAUACACCACUACAGACCAAGUUAAAUCAGCUUGCUGAAAUGAUAUCCAAACUUGGUUCGGCUGCUGGCAUUCUCAUGUUCAUCGCGCUAAUGAUUCGCUUUUUUGUUAGAUUGGGUCGUGACUCCCACGUGGAUGGCAAGGAAUACGGAGAAUCUUUUAUCGACAUCCUUAUCAUAUCUGUGACAUUGGUUGUUGUUGCGGUGCCUGAAGGUCUUCCGUUGGCCGUCACCCUUGCGCUGGCAUUUGCGACACGUCGUAUGUCGAAUCGAAAUUUGCUUGUCCGCAUCUUGGGGUCUUGUGAAACUAUGGCCAAUGCCACCUGCAUUUGUACAGACAAGACAGGCACCCUUACUCAAAACAAUAUGAGCGUGGUUGCUGGUUGUAUUGGCUCAGAGAUGCCUUUCCACGACGAAGUGAAACUUGAGGCUGAGAAUGCUAAAGUGAGCGAAAAUGGCAUUGGAUUGGGAUCUCUUACCAAUGAACUUCCAAGUUCGAUCCGCAAUGUUCUUGUGCAAUCGAUUUGCAUCAACUCCACAGCAUUUAUUCCUCGGAGCACGGAUGAGUCUGAUCAUUUUGUAACAUCCACAAUAAAGAAACCAUGGUGGGCCAGGCUGAUCUCUCGCGGGUCUCCUUCAGCCGCAUUGCUCAAGGCAGCUCAAGGUGAAGUUUCUUUUGUCGGUUCCAAAACUGAGUCUGCAUUGUUGAAUUUGGUACGUCGUAUGGACUGGGCCGAUUAUGAGCAAGUACGCAAAGCAGCAGAUGUUGUGCAAGUGUUUCCCUUUGGAUCCAAGCGUAAAGGUAUGGGUGUUGCGGUCAGAACGGACACAGGCGUACGUUUAUACGUCAAAGGAGCUAGUGAAAUUUUGCUGGAGUCGUCAACCAAGCUAGUAUCAGUGGCCAUGAGCAAGGCGUCAGCGUCUCAAAGUAUCGAGGUUAUAUCUAUGAAUGAAAAGUGCCGGCAGCAAUUGAGUGAUACGAUCACGGAUUAUGCUUCUCAAUCGCUUCGCACCCUUGGGCUGUGUUACCGCGAUUUCGACGUUUGGCCUCCCCCUGGCAUCCAAACGAAUGACUUGGGCGAAACUGCGUACGAGGAUGUUGCCAAGGAUUUGACUCUCUUGGGUGUGGUGGCCAUCGAAGAUCCCCUGCGCCGCGGUGUGACCGAGGCUGUGCGAGCCUGUGGAAAAGCGGGUGUCAAUGUCAAAAUGUGCACCGGUGACAAUAUCCUGACAGCCUCUUCAAUUGGAAAGCAGAGCGGUAUCUAUCGGCCUGGUGGUGUGGCAAUCGAGGGACCUGUCUUUCGACAAUUGUCACAUGCGGAUUUGGUGGAACUUGCGCCGCAUCUACAUAUUUUGGCUCGUUCAAGUCCAGAGGACAAAAAGACUCUGACCAACACCCUCAAAGAUCUCGGUGAGAUUGUGGCUGUUACAGGUGAUGGUACGAACGAUGGACCUGCUCUCAAAUCGGCCAAUGUCGGUUUUUCCAUGGGUAUUGCGGGAUCAGAAGUUGCCAAAGAAGCAAGUGAUAUUGUCUUGUUAGAUGACAACUUUUCGAGUAUUGUGAAUGCGAUCAUGUGGGGUCGUUGCGUUAAUGAUGCUGUGCGCAAAUUUCUUCAGUUCCAAAUCACGGUGAACAUUGUAGCCGUUGUAAUCACGUUUGUGUCAUCUGUUUCUGAUCGUGAUCAAAACUCUGUGCUAACGCCUGUCCAACUUCUCUGGCUCAAUCUUAUCAUGGACACACUUGCCGCUUUGGCAUUAGCCACAGAUCCGGCCGACCCCAAGUCCUUGGAGCGCAAACCAGACCGUUCAACAGCACCUCUUAUUACGCCAGAGAUGUGGAAGCUCAUUACUGUGCAGUCCAUUUAUCAGAUUAUUCUGAUUCUUGUACUCAAAUACCGUGGUAUGGAUAUUUUAAAUUCACACAGCGACAACAUCGCCAUCGAUCUUGUCCACAACGUGGAGCUGAACACAUUGAUUUUUAACGUAUUCGUGUGGUGUCAAUUGUUCAAUCAAGUCAAUGCCCGACGUCUGGAUCGGCAUUUAAACAUCUUCUACAAUAUCCACAAGAAUAUCUGGUUCCUCGCGAUCCUGCUUUUUGAAAUUGGAUGCCAGAUUCUGAUUAUUUUUGUUGGCGGUGCCACAUUCAAUGUUAGGCGCAUUAGUGGACGUGACUGGGGAAUUUCCAUCGUGGCUGGUUUGGUCUCAUGGCCUCUUGGCAUAGUGACACGUCUCAUUCCUACCAAACCUAUCGAGGACCUUAUGAUUCGCCUCAAGCUGAUGAAGGAUUCGAAAGAAUUACCGACUAAAAUGGCGAAGACCUCGACGGAAUCACUGGCUGCUGAAUGGAAUGAACCAGCCAUUGGAGAAAUUGCUAAACAAAUUGGAACUUUCUCUCGCAUACGUGGCGGUCGUCUUCGUGCUAGCAAUCUGGUGUUGAAGAGUGAUGCCAAAUUUAUGCGCGAAAAUGACGUGCAUCCUCAGCAAAUCAUGGCCAUGGUUCCAGCCCUUGUAGGUACAAGUGUGGGCGGAAUGUGGAAAAUGUCUAAACAAGGCGCAAAUUCUUAUGACGAAGCACAAGAAAAAGUCCCUGCAAGCCUCCUCUUUCAACAAGGCAAGAUUGUAUUCCAUCCCGACACGCCUUCAGAUCAUCCUUUCUUGCUGCGGUUGCAGUCCUAG
This is a messenger RNA of Malassezia restricta, 4026 nucleotides long. RefSeq names its product Ca2+-transporting ATPase. Gene Ontology annotation, molecular function: ATP hydrolysis activity; ATP binding; P-type calcium transporter activity. The transcript has a single exon. Gene Ontology annotation, biological process: intracellular calcium ion homeostasis; calcium ion transmembrane transport. The record is from RefSeq and is a predicted model, not a curated record. Gene Ontology annotation, cellular component: membrane; intracellular membrane-bounded organelle. NCBI's taxonomy places the organism in Eukaryota, Fungi, Basidiomycota, Malasseziomycetes, Malasseziales, Malasseziaceae. The coding region runs from base 1 to 4026 and encodes 1341 amino acids.